Molecule: messenger RNA, 6370 nt
Organism: Sus scrofa (pig)
Lineage: Eukaryota; Metazoa; Chordata; Mammalia; Artiodactyla; Suidae
Source: RefSeq, a predicted model, not a curated record
CUCUUUCGCUAUUAUUAAUAAUAAUAAUAUUAUUUAAACUCUCACGCCAGGCAGAGGGGAGUGCGUCCGGGCACAUCAGCACUAAUCAAUAAACACUGCGGCUGCAGCGCGGGCAGCAGCGCCCCGCGUCCGUCAGUCCGUCCGCCCCCUCCCCCACCCUCCUUCCACCCGAGACCCAGAGCCCUCUGAGCUCCAUUAUCCGGCUUCAGCGCUCCGCGCGUCCGGGCCAGAAAUCCUCGCCAAGCAAUCUCUGACCAUCUCAAGACCAGUGGAAGAAACCCUGGGCUCCAGAGGAACUCGAGAGCAGAGCUACUGACCGGUGCCUCUCCAAGGAAAAGGCAGAGGGCCGGAGCACCCAGCUAAGGAGACUCCAGGCCCUGAGAAGUCAAAGUCACUGGAGGUCUGUGAGCAGGAGGGUGACAUUGUGACAUUGCCAAAGCUUAAUUUGACCAGGAAAAUGUCAACCCUACAUUCUCAGAGAAGAAACAUUUUCAGGGGCUGCAGAUGCGCCUGCCGCUGGUGGGGCCGUCUUCCCAGAGUCCAAGACCUGAGACAGACAGACGGAUGCAGGCCAGGGCAUCACCAGCACCUGGCAGCAUGUUGCCCAGUGGCCUCCAACCUCGCGAUGACCUGUCUGCACAGCAAAAGGCCACGUACAGCACGACCCCUGCCCUCAGGAAAAGCUAACAUGGAACUCUGCCUGUGCUCGGCCUCCAAAAAGAUGACUUUGAGUUUCCUGGGUCACUUCUCCGGAUGAAGGAGGGAUCACUCCACCUUUCUUGGGGUCCAGAAGGACUUCACCACAUUGCCCAUUCUCAGCCCCAAGUCUUCACCCAUAUUUAUGUUUAGAAACCAAGGGAACAGGAACAGACUCCCCCCGAACUCUCAACCCAAGGGGGUGAUGUAUGAAUUUUCCACCUUGCCUCUUGGAUCCAUUGCUGCAGAGAAUAUAAGGGGAAAAGCCAAGCCCAACAUUCUUCCUGAUUUGGGACCAGAUACAGACGAUGGUGCAUCCUCCUGAUCCGGGAGGAAAGACGUAAGCCGGGUCUAUUACCGAAUGGCAUGUGUCAUCAGAAAAGGAUGUCAGGGUGCUUUAUUUAAAACUUUGUUUUCUCAGGUUGUAUUGCCCAAGUGUGUCUUGGCACAGACAAGCUCAGCCUCAAAAAUUCCAAGAUGUAUAAAGAGGUUCACAGAGCCGAAGCUAUUAUAGUUGGUUCUAUGCCACUAACACCUUCCCCCCCCACCUCAUUCUUGCAGAGCCGUGAAGUGAUGACUGAAUUUCGACUAGAAAAAUUUCAUUCUCUCCUUCCUCCUUGCAACUCUGGGGCCUCUUCUAGACAAAAUCAUUUAUGUGCUCCAAAAAGAAAAAUGUAGAACUCACGGUGAUGUGGAACCUUUGGGGAUUUCUUGGACAAGACCUUCAGAGUCAAAGCUUUCACCAUCCCAGGACAGCUUGCAGAAGAAUUCUCUAGCAGCCUGCUCUGGUUAAACUGGUCAAAUUGCUCGCCCUUGGCUAGAAACCACAGGCACUCAAAAGACCUUCCCUCCCCCACCCGAAGAGCAACAGACCAUCACUUGAUGGAGGCUUAGCACGCUCAUGUGAUGUCUUUUGGCGAUUUUUCAGGCUGAGGAUAAACUCCCGUCAAGGACCUGUUUCACCUGACAGCUAGACCUCUUCACAUCCACUUAGCCAGGCUGAAACCAAGGUCAUGUAUGGAGAAGAACAGAUGUGCCUUUUUAAAACACAAGCCCUCCUCUGGUUCCCAGUGCUCCUUGGUAACUGGAUGGAAAAGUAACAAGGACUUUAUUUUUCCCUUAAACUUGAGACUGUUUGGGGGCACGGCCAUUCUUAAGUGUUAAGUGAGAGACUUGAAGACCGUCCCGUGCAGCCCAUAAACUUCUCUUGGGACACAGCCCUUCUGGGCGGGACCUAAGUCUCAAUUCCCAGGAAGCCCAGCCCUUGCCAAUUACCUCAGCACCAAGAAAUGGAACAGGGCUGAGUGUAGUCACGUCUGUCCCCAGGUCCUUGCUUUAUUUCCAAGCUGUAUGACCUCAGCCUCUCAAAGUUACCACUAGCAAGGCUGGAAUUUAGUUUUCAUCCCCUCAUCCAUGCUGGGUAAGAACACCUGCUAGAAAAUAACAAAUGGGAGUCUGAAAAAUGGUAUGCAAUGAACUGUCAUCAAGUUCCCUGAGGGCUCAGUGGGUUAAGGAAUUGGCAUCAUCACUGAAUGGUGCAGGUUCGAUCCUUGGCCCAGGAACUUUCUCAUGCCCUGGGCAUAGAAAAAAAAAAAAAUCAGUCAUGUUGCUUUCACAAGGGCUUAAGAUCCUGCCCCAGCCCUGAUUCUAAGUCAGUUGUGAUUGGAACAUGCCCACAAAGUGGCGGGAUGCCUCCAAGGAGGCGUUCGGUGACUGGGGAGGUGGAAAAGAACAGGAAGCUGGCACAGGCCCAGCUGAGCCAAGCAGACAGUUCUUCUGGGUCAAAUGCUCGCCUUCUGCCCAGCCAGAGCCAGGUCAGCCCAGGCAUGUGACAGAAAAAGAAGGAGUUUCGUGUCAGGAGUUAGGAAACCCAAGAUCAAGGUGUGGAGCUGCCCUGAAUGAGUCCUGUGCCCUCAGCAGCUGGAGUUUUACUGUGAAUUGGUGUGGCUGGAGCAUCUGUGUCCAUUCCAUGAACUUUUUAAGAGCUUUUUUGUUCAGAAGAAUUUUGACAGGACUUCAAAGAUAUUAUUGGUUUGGUUGUAGCCCCAAAGGCUUGAGAAACAGCUGUUUUCCUUCCACACCAUCUUGAACCACAAGUCAUGCAUAAAGGUAUGAUGUAGCAUGAAGUUCUUGAGGGAUAUCCAAAGAUGCAUGAAACUAGGAGGAUGAAAAAGGCAGAAUUUGAUCUUUUGCAAAACUUACAAAUAUGUGGCAUCAUCAGAACAACUGUUCAGUUUCUAUAAAGAUAAAUUCAUCUGUCUUGAAAAAUGCUAAAGAUUAUUUUCAUGCAGAAGAUAAAUCACUGGAAGAGACAGUAAAGAAUUCAAAAGGUGCCCAGACCUGACUCACACCGAGAAGUCACUGGAUGUGAGCUGUCCCAGGGAGCAACCAGGCUUGGACAGGCUGAUUCCUGCAGACGAGGGGUUUCCUGGAGGAUGGCUUCCAUCUUGGAUGGAUGAAUUAAAAGAAUUUCCCAUCUGUCUUAUGACUCUUUUCUGGAGCCUUGGGACUUUGGCGGUGUGGGAUUUCGUUUUCUGGACAUUGGCCUGGUGUCUGUGAACAUCUCCUUGAACUCCGUUACAGGCUUGCUCUCUGAUUCCUUUAAGUUUUAGGGGAAAACGUUCUGCUCCUAUGAAGCAUGAGCAUGGGUCAGCAGCUGCUGAUGAAUUGAUGGGGCAGGGUCACCUGUACCAGCACUGCCCUUGUCCAGAUAAAGAUGAAUGCCAUGUCUCAACCAACACUGAAAAUUUGAAGUUGAGAAGACAUUUGCUAAGUCAAGCCACUUCACUUGCAGAACAAGCAGAUUUUGUCUAUGAGGAAGAAGAAUCAGAAGAGCUGUUGUCUCUGGGGAUGGAGCAAGGAAUGACUGCACUUUCUUUGAGGGAAGUUGUUAUUCAAGUCAAAUACAUCAUAAUGCAGAAUUCCUUGUCAGUACCACCAAAAAAUCAAGGAGAUGUUUCCAUGGUCACCAGUCCGGGUGAGAAACAGCUGACUCAGAAAAUGUUGGAACCUCCUGGAAAAACAGUGUGUGCAGGUGACUCAAACGUCCCUUCCGGAAUGCUUCCGAGUGGCCAAGGUCUGCAGAGUAUGAGUCAGUUCAGAAGUAUCGCCCCGAAACUUGCACCCCGAUUGCUGGCGCCCAGAGUGCUCCCUGGCCCCUCCCAGCAGGCGAAUCCUGGCCCCUCCCUCAGUGCCAAGGCCCCAGGGGUGCCCCCCCAGAGUUAUGCGCUGAUGCAAGUGGCUGGCCAGGAGGGGACCUUCUCUCUCGUCGCUCUGCCACACGUUACCUCCGCUCAGCCGGUCCAGAAGCCCCGACUGCCUCUUCCCGAGAACCUCAAACUGCCCAUUCCCCGGUACCAACCCCCCAGACACAGCAAAGGGCCAAGAAGGACACCGGGGCCCAGCACCUUCCAGGGGAGCUGCAGCAAGCUGCCUGCCCAAACUCAGGCGCCCCCUUCCCCAUCUGAGCAUCCUGAGCCCCUGAAAAAGCCCAGUCCGCCCAAGCGGGCCCCAGCUCCAGACCCCGCCCUGGCUGGCAUGGGCCCAGCCACACUGACCAAUGGGGGUGGCCGUGGAGACCCUGGGCCUGCCGGGACCAGCAACCAUGGAGGGGGGCACCCUCCAGCCACCCCAGCAUCACCCAUGCCAGAGGAACAGGGCCUUCCCAAGUGCUCAGGGAAAGCAAACACUGUAGACAGGAGAGCAGGCAGGAGAGCUGCUGCCACUGCCAGCGAAAAACGUAAAGAAAAGGUCAACCUUGCCAAAGCCGGGACCCAUUUGUCACCAGGCGUUUGGGGCCACGCGGCUCAGGUGAUCACUUCCUUCCCUGGAGGUAAGCUACCCAUCCUGCCCUACUCAAGAGUGAAGACGCUCGAGCCUUGCAGAAGCGAAGCCGCAGUCCACGCGGCAGAUUUUCCUGGCCCUGGGCUCAGGGCAGACAGUGGCAAGACCUCCUCCUCGGUCACAGAAGGCUUCUGUGUGGCCCCCCAGGUGGCCAGCAAAGUCCCUGCCUCUCAGAGGUCAAGGCAGAGCCCCUGUGACAGUGCCUUCCCUCCAGCCACCAAAGCCGACCUCAACCACAAGCCAAAAGUGAAUGGCGGGGCAAAGAGAAGAGGACGAAAACGGAAGGUACCUGAUGACCUCUCCACGUUUCAGGGGAAAAGGAGGAAAUGUGUCAUUACCAAGGGUAAAGAAGGCAAAGAGAGAGUCAAAACCGAUCCCCAGGAAGCCAGAGGCCAAAAACCUGGGGCUGUGAAAAGAUAUCGGAGCAUCAUGCCCAAACCUGUCCUGGUGCUUCCAGCCCUGGCUCCCCUGGUCCCUCCCGUGACCCCCUUUCAGUCCCCUCUGCCCGGCCAGAGCAUGUGGCUGAGUAAUUCCCUCAGCCCCAAGGACCCAGGCCGCAAGCAGGACAGCAGCCCCUCUGCCAAGCCCACCUCCGCCUCCAGAACUGGGUUCUCCGGCAUCUGGAAGCCAUGGCACAGGUGCCACGUGUGCGACCGCCACUUCCAGUACAAACAGCACCUCCGGGAGCACAUGAACACACACACCAACAGACGGCCCUACAGCUGCCGGCUCUGCCGCAAGGCCUACGUGCGGGCGGGCAGCCUGAGCGCACACAUGCAGCUCCAGCACGGCAGCGAGGGCCGGCCCAGGAGGCUCAUGUGCUGUGAGUUCUGUGCCAAGGUCUUUGGCCACGUUCGAGUCUACUUCGGCCACCUGAAGGAGGUACACAGGGUCCUCAUCAGCACUGAGCCCGGCCCCUGUGAGCAGAGCCGAGAGCAUCCCACCAGGGGGCUGGAGGACCCCGGGCCCAGUGCCGGGACGCGAGGGGCCGGCACAAGAGAGUGCUUAGCUUUAAGAACUGGGGAGACCAAGCCCAGCUUGGAAGAAGACCUCCUUCUAAACCAAGCCGACGAGGUCAAAUUCCAGAUCAGAUGUGGCCGCUGCCAGAUCACUGCCCAGUCUUUUGCUGAAAUCAAGUUCCACCUGCUCUAUGUCCACGGAGAGGAAAUUCAGGGCAGAUUACAAGAGGAGAUCUCACCAGGAAGCAAGGGAGCUCAGGGAGAACGGGUCAGACAUGCCGCUUCUUUCUGGAAACAGCAUCCAGAGAGACGAAAGAUGCUUAAGCCUUGUCCCUCUGAGGGGGAGCUCCAUUCACUUCCCAGAUUGAAAAAGCAGUCCUACCUCCAUCAUGAGGGUGAUGUGGAAAUACACACGAAGCAGGAAGGACCCGGUGAGCCAGGAGGAGACCCCCAGGGCCGUGGCCCUCACGCCGCCCUCCCCGAGUCCCAGUUGGGCUUUAACUGCGUGCUCUGCGCACAGACGCUGGGAGGGAAGGAAGACCUGCUGCUGCACUGGGAGCACCACCACAAGUGUGAGGACCCCCCCAAACUCUGGACGAUCCUCGGGGCUCUCUCCCACCAGGGGGGCUUCGAACUUCCCGGAGAAACCCGAAAAUGAAGCCCCUGGGGACAAGGGGAUGAGGAGAGGCUGGCUCUCAGCUUCCUCUCUGAGUUUGCAUGUCCUGGUGGUGCUCAGUUAUCAAACACGGUAGGAGGCUCAACAUUAAGGACAGGAGUGAUUUUGUACCUCCUUUUAUUUGCUUAUGAAAUACGUAUGUAUAAAUGCCCUUGAUGCGUAUUUUUCUAAUAUAUGCAGUUUUAUUUUAAAAGUC